Molecule: messenger RNA, 1806 nt
Organism: Paramecium sonneborni
Lineage: Eukaryota; Ciliophora; Oligohymenophorea; Peniculida; Parameciidae
Source: the annotation of a GenBank genome assembly
AUUUAGAUGUCUGAAGAAUCCAAUUCUAUUUUAUCAACUAUUUAAUAUUACAAAAGUAAGAUCAAAUUUCCUACAUUUUCAAAGUAAUAUAAUGAAAUGAAUGAAACCUAAGAAUAAAAGGAAUUAUUUUUUUGUAAUUCAAAAUAAAGAAAGGAGGAAAGUUAUCGUUAAUUGAAGGAAUGGGCUUAGAAUAGAAGGGAAGUUCUAGAUAAAAAUAAAGCAUUAAUUGAAGAAUUAGUUAAUAUUUGUGAUUAUCGAAUCAGACUUUCUGGUCAAUAUCUGUAAAUUGUAUACAAAUUCUUUAAUGAAAAAUACUUCCAUGAAUAGUAAUAUGGAUAAUUCUUACUUACAAAACCUUAACCAACACUUAAAUAAAAUCCAUUAAGUCAUUAACUAUAUUCCAAUAUCGGUUAAGCCAUCUCAACUUUUGAAGAAACUAAUUUGAAAAAUUGUGAAAAAGUAUCUAACUUUGCUCAUACAAUAUCAAACUAAAUCUUAAAAACAGAAAUACUAUCAGAUCUUUUUGAUUUGGAUAAGAAAUCCGAUUAAAUAUUAAGUUGUAUAAUUGCACAAAAAAAAUUGCUUUAAUAACAAUAUAUAUUAUCUGCCUAAAAGCUUAAAGCAAUAACAGAUUAAUUUCCAUAGUAAUUAUAAAAUCAGAGAGCUCGUAAACCUAUUUUCGAUAAUCCAAUUCAAAACGAAUAAUAAAAUUAACAUAUAGAACAAAAAUAAAAUUAGACAAUCGAAGAUUAAAAUAUAGAACCAUCUACAAUAAAAGUAAAUGAUAUUAGUGAAGUUUUGGCAGAUGAUCAAUUAUAAGUUAAUAAUCUUUCAGAAUAAUUAAAAGAAAACUAAAUAGAUGGAACUUAAUCUUGUGUCUAUUAGUAAGAAAAUACAGACAAUUCAUCAAAUAACAGUGUCUAAAAAUAAAUAGACCCAUAAUUAUUAAAAGAUAAACAUUAUUUUGAGAUGAAUAAUGAAGGAUAAAAAGUUUAUCAAUCUCAAACUGUCCCUUUCUCUCUACCAAUAAAUAGAAAUUUCGAAUAAAAAUAAAAGCAGCAUCAAGAAGUAGAUUUAUAUAAACUCAUUAUGAGUUAUACUGCAUCUUAGUCUUACACAAUUAAGCUCUUAAAUUAAUUGAUUGAAAAAGUAAUAUAAUAUUGGAAACAUGUAAAGUAUAGAAAAUAAUAAUAGGUUACAGUAAUUGAAUAAAAAAGAACAAAAUGGGCAUAGGAAUCUUGUUAAAUUUAUAAAGAAGCAAUCAAAGAUGUCCAUUACAUGAAUGUAGAAUUGCCUUAAUUCAAAAUGGAAGUGGAAGAUUACUAUAGUUUUAGAAACAUAUUUUCUGAUUCAUGUUCCUCUUUUGAAAAUGUUAAAGAUUAAAAUGAGUUUUGUCAAUCUUUGAUUAUCAAAGAACUUGGAUGUUAGGCUGCUAGAUUAUUAUUAGUUAAAGAAUUCAAAGUAAAUGUAGUUGAAAAAAACAGUGAGUUACCAUCCAUUUUAGUACUAACAAUAGAUAAAUUCGUUGGUUGUUGGCUUAAAUAUGAUGAUUCUACAGAUGGUAUUUUUUUAGAAAAUAUUCUAUAAGCAAUUGAUUCUCCAGUUUUGCAUUACCCAAUUAGUUAAAUUUCUAUUUAAAAUAUUGGUAACUUACUAUUAGAGAUCAUUCCAUCUAAAAAUCUCUUAUUUUUAAAUGUAAUAAUUAAUCUCUAUUUAUUUUAGAUUAGUAAUGGCAGAUAAAAAAGCACUAUUAAAUUUGCAUGUAUUGAUGACAUGGAAGAGUUUAGUACAAUAAUAAAAAAUUGA